Molecule: messenger RNA, 2864 nt
Organism: Cyprinodon variegatus (sheepshead minnow)
Lineage: Eukaryota; Metazoa; Chordata; Actinopteri; Cyprinodontiformes; Cyprinodontidae
Gene: ass1
Product: argininosuccinate synthase 1
Exons: 15
Coding region: 130-1368 (412 amino acids)
Biological process (GO): L-arginine biosynthetic process; urea cycle
Cellular component (GO): cytoplasm
Molecular function (GO): argininosuccinate synthase activity; ATP binding
Source: RefSeq, a predicted model, not a curated record
GGUAGUAGACCAAACUACAUCCACUGAAAAGAACCCGCUGCUGCUCUUGCCAUCGGUCUCUUCGCUCUUAAUUAAACCACUUAUUUAUUAUUCACUCCUUUCUGCUCUCUGAUCCUGUCAUCCCUCAUCAUGUCUAAAGGCACAGUGGUUCUAGCCUACAGCGGGGGACUGGACACCUCCUGCAUCCUGGUGUGGCUCAAGGAGCAGGGCUAUGACGUCAUUGCAUACUUGGCCAAUAUUGGACAAGAUGAGGAUUUUGAAGCUGCCCGGAAAAAAUCAGAAAGCCUUGGAGCAAAGAAGGUUUUCAUUGAGGAUCUGCGUAAAGAGUUUGUGGAGGAUUUUAUCUGGCCGUCUGUUCAGGCCAACGCCGUCUAUGAGGAUCGAUACCUUCUGGGUACGGCCAUAGCGAGGCCGUGCAUUGCCCGUCGUCAGGUUGAGAUUGCACGCAAAGAGGGGGCUCAGUUUGUGUCCCAUGGGGCCACUGGAAAGGGAAAUGACCAGAUACGCUUUGAGCUCUCGUGCUACGCUCUAUACCCAGAGGUCAAGAUCAUUGCACCAUGGAGGAUCCCUGAGUUUUACAAUCGCUUCAAGGGGAGAACAGAUCUGAUGGAAUAUGCACAGAAACAUGGCAUCCCAGUGCCAGUCACUCCUCGUGCCCCCUGGAGCAUGGAUGCCAAUCUCAUGCAUAUCAGCUAUGAAUCAGGCAUGUUGGAGAAUCCAAAGAGCCACGCUCCAGCUGACCUCUACCUGAUGACAAAAAACCCAGAAGAUUCUCCAAACAUCCCAGAUGUGCUGGAGAUUGAGUUCAAAAAUGGAGUUCCUGUCAAAGUGGUGCAUGUGAAGGAAGGGAAAACCAAAGAAACACCACUGGAUAUUUUCUCAUACCUCAAUGAAAUAGGUGGAAAGCAUGGGGUCGGUCGGAUUGAUAUUGUGGAGAACCGUUUCAUCGGCAUGAAGUCACGCGGGAUAUAUGAAACUCCUGGAGGCACUAUCCUGCUGACGGCCCAUGUAGACAUUGAGACCUUUACCAUGGACAAAGAGGUCCGCCGGAUCAAACAGGGACUUGGCAUCAAGUUCUCUGAACUUGUGUACAACGGCUUCUGGUACAGUCCAGAGUGUGACUUUGUGCGACACUGCAUAGCCAAGUCCCAGGAGAACGUUGAGGGAAAGGUCCAACUGUCUGUCUUCAAGGGUCAGGUUUACAUCCUGGGACGAGAGUCACCCAAGUCGCUGUACAAUGAGGAGCUGGUCAGCAUGGAUGUACAGGGAGACUAUGACCCUUGUGAUGCCUCUGGAUUCAUACGGAUUAAUGCCGUCAGGUUAAGAGAGCAUCAUCGUUUGCAGGGUUUCUCUGGAACCAAACAGUAACUGUUCUCACUGUGUCUUAAACUCUACUAGGUCUAGACUUCAUUCCUCCAACGUAAACCUGUUGCCUUAUUCUCUUGUGUAGUUUUAUCAGGGUAAAAAUACAAUAACCUCCUUCUGUCUAAACUGUUUCUCACACCGUGAAGAGUUAAAAAAACAGAAUUGGAUCAAUACUUACAUGUAUACUAAACAUCAGUGGUUGAUAAAAGUUUCUUGGUGUUAGUUACUGAAUUUGUUUCCUUCUUCAGCGGUGUCAAGUAAUGUAUUCAUUGCUAUAUAUAAUUAUUAGUUUGAACUAUACUAUAAAAUAAUGAAAAAUUAAAAUACUUUGAUUGACUUAGUUGUAUAAAUGUCCCCAUUAAAACAAUUGGGCAGUUAUUCUCCUGCAGGCAAACAAAUCACACAUUAUAGCCAUCAGCAAACAGUUGGUACAGAUUUUAGUCUCUUUGCCAUAAAUGCAAGUGCUCUAUUAAACUGCUUGGUUAUACCUUCUCUGUUAGCCUACUGGAUUCAUUGUAAACAAACUUUUGUGGAAUCAAAUGUUUUAUUUUUCUGUUGGUGUCAGGAGUCUUUUCAUAAGAGAAUCCUGGAGGAUUUUGAGCUAAACUGGAAGAAAUUAGAGGUUUUCUACCAUCUUUAUUUUUAUUUUCUCUUCAGCAGUACAACAAAACAAAACUAUUAUUGACAGCUGAUCCUCUGUGUUAAAGCCUCAUCUUUUAUCUUUCAACCUUAGUCGUUUUUAUUUUCUUACCUUAAACUGAAAAUUGAAUCCUCUCUUUUGUGGCUGUUAAAUGUCUUUCCAGAGCUCAUCUGGUUUGUUUGUGUAGGUGGCUCAAAUCUAUUGGUGCUUGUGUUUGUUCAAUUUGUAGGAGGAGCUUGUAUCUUAUUCGCUAUCAUUAGACUUGCUCUCUUGCAGUUUCUCAUGAUCGAGCGGUUUCUAGCUUUUUUUUUUAAAUAAUAAACUUGAUUUGAUUCCAUAUGGUACCUAAAAAGGAGCUAAUUUUCUUUCUUGGGAAGUUAAAGGUUUUGAUCAUACAGUUGGUCGGUUUUGAAAAGAACAGAGACUAACAUUAGCUUGUUAAUGCCACCAAAAAGUGUGCAAUCAAAGUUAAAAGCAGAUAAAUGGUAGCUGUGUGUACAUGUUUCAAUCCUUUUGCUUGCAUUUAAAUGUAAGGGGAUAACUGAUCCAAAAUAAAGUGUGUAACAUGCCUCCUGGUAUCGCUGCACGCCUGUUUAACUCUUGUAUUUCAUAUUCUCAAGGACGCCGCAUCAUGUUAACGAUAUGCAGAUGGAGGUGGGCAAAGACUGGAGUAAAUACUCAUGGAUCAUAGAAGAUAGCUACUGGAGCAGAAGUGAUGAGGCUGUUCCUGAGUACAGACAACACAAGUCAAAUGGAAGGAAAAUCAUUUUGUUCACAUAUGAAUAUUUUACUUCUCGGCUUUGGGUCCCUUCAGUCAGAGAAGAAAGGUACGCCUCCCAGAGAGCUCAAGUACAAGAUA